Molecule: messenger RNA, 1560 nt
Organism: Exophiala bonariae
Lineage: Eukaryota; Fungi; Ascomycota; Eurotiomycetes; Chaetothyriales; Herpotrichiellaceae
Exons: 1
Coding region: 1-1560 (519 amino acids)
Biological process (GO): carbohydrate transport; transmembrane transport
Cellular component (GO): membrane
Molecular function (GO): carbohydrate:proton symporter activity
Source: RefSeq, a predicted model, not a curated record
AUGUUCGGUCUCGAAAUCAGCAAAAAUCGGUGGGCCUACUUCUUCUGCUCCGUCUCCGCCAUCGGGGCUUUGGUCUAUGGAUAUGAUAAUACUUACUACAACGGUGUACUCGCCAUGCGAUCUUUCAAGAACCACUACGGCGAUCACUAUGAUGCGGACGGCCAGAAAGCAUUAAAUGUGUUCUUUACCUCCCUCACUGCUUCCUCUAUCUACAUCGGAGAUGCAAUUGGUGCCCUGAUCUCAGCGCCUAUUAACGACAAAUACGGACGGAAGACUACCUUUUGGUUCGCCGCCAUUUGCAUUCUCGCCGGAGGCAUCACGCAAGUGGCGGACACUCAUUACGAAGGGGUUUUGACACUUGGACGUAUCCUGAUCGGGAUUGGAAUGGGCCAGUGCACGGUCACUUUGCUUCUCUACAUUGGCGAGGUUGCGCCUCUUCACGUUCGAGGACCUGCCCUUAUGAUGUUUCAAUUCCUCCAAUCCAUCUCCCAACUCAUUGCCGCGGGCAUAACCCAGGGUACCGAAGGGAUCAACAGCACGCUUUCGUACAAGAUCCCAAUGGGCGGAUUGAUCAUCCUUCCUUUGAUGCUCUUCGCUGGACUACCAUUUAUUCCAGAAACACCUACGUGGUUUGUAAGCAAGAACAAGCAUACCGACGCCGCUCGAGCCCUGGAGAAAAUCCACAAAGGCAACCAUGAGUAUAGUGCCGCCAAAGACCUCACCGUCCUUAUAGAAGCGCGUGAGCGUGAACUUCAAAACAAGGAUCACUCAUCGUGGCUGUCUCUUGUUACCAAUCCAAUCGAGAGAAGAAAGGUCAUUUACUCGGCUGGCGCCCUCUAUUCUCAACAGAUCUGUGGCAUUUUAUUCUUUUACGUUUACGGCGUCGUUUUCGCUCAAGCCAUUGGGAUAAAACAACCAUUCAUGAUUCAGCUCAUCACCAAUAUCCUCCAGAUCUUCGCUGUUGCUGCUGCUGUCGUUACCGGAAAUAAAGUCCGCAGACGGCACAACUUGCUCGUAACCACUAGCAUGAUGCUCUGCGCCUUCCUUGUCAUCGGUGGCAUCGGAACCCAAGAGAAGCUUACUACAUCCUCGCAGUAUGUCAUCGUGGUCUUUUCCUUCGUCAUUAUUGUCGCCUUCAACUACGGACUAGGUCCUUUGGCAUACACGGUGGCUCGUGAGAUGGCUGUCGGGCCAAACCAAAACAAGAUUAUGUCGUUCUCCAUAGUCUUCUUCUACUUCAUUACGUGGCUAGUCUCCUUCACUGCACCUUACAUGUAUUAUUCGGCCGGAUGGGGUCCUAUGCUCGGUUUCUUCUAUGCUGGUACGACACUUACCUCACUUGCAUGGGUUUGGUUCUGUGUGGGUGAAACCAAUGGACGUUCAACCCUCGAGCUUUCGCUCUUUUUCGAGCAAGGUAUCCCAGUACGACAGUGGCGGACACAUGUGUUCCCUCCGCUAGAUGAGCUUGUUCAGGAGACCGAAAGGAGGAGAAGCACUGUAGUUGGAGACGGAGAGAAGAGAAGAGCCUCAGUCACUGAAGUUGUGAGGAGCGCAGUGUAG